GCGGCGUGUGCGGGGGUGGGUGUGGAAGAGAGGUGGGCAAAUAGCGAUGACCUUUGCGAAGAGCCCGUGAGGGAGCGGGUCAGAGGCAGAGCGAGCGGCGGAGGAUGGUGGCUGAGAGCCGGAGGACAGCCGCCCCGUGAUGUCACCAUGAUGUCUCACAUAAAUGAAAUGUGGUGCUGUCACUGGAAAUGGAAGCUGCAUCACUGUCUCUACUUGUUUAUCCUGUAUAUUAUAUGCAUGCAGCAAGCAGCUCAUGGAUGCUACAACUGUAGGACUGUGCUAACUGACCCCUCUGGAGUUUUCACUUCUCCAUGCUAUCCAAAUGAUUAUCCCAACAGCCAAGCUUGUAAAUGGAUCAUCCGAGCACCUCAUGGAUUCAUUAUACAGCUAACAUUCAGUGAUUUUGACAUUGAAGAAGCACCGGGCUGCAUUUAUGACUCAUUGACAUUGGACAAUGGAGAGAGCCCAAUGAACCUUUGUGGCAUCACUGCCAAGGGAUUGUCAUAUAAUUCUACUGGAAAUGAAAUGAUUGUGUCUUUUAAAAGCGACUUCAGUAUCCAAAAGAAAGGUUUUAAUGCCAGCUAUGUACGAAUUGCUGUGUCUCUGAGGAAUCAGAAGGUCAUCAUUCCCCAGGAUCCCGACACUGAUGCUGUAUCUGUGGCAGAAACAGUCUUGGUUCCAGAGCUCAGCCAGUUCACACUAUGCUUUGAAGCAACCAAGAGCGGCAGUGAUGACAAUGAUGACUGGAAGAUUUUCUCUUAUACUGAUGCAUCAUCAAAAGAAUUUUUCGGCUUUGGGAAGACCACAAAAGGCCAUUUUCUGUCCAUCUCAGGCACACAGUGCAUACUGGACAACGCAUUGCCUCAAAAUGUGGAGUUUUUCACAGGAACAUUUGAACAGCUUUGUGUCAUAGGGGAUAGUUUCUCGGGCACUAUUGGUGUAUACGCCAAAAACAUCUAUCGUAAUACAUACUGUCCAGAUAUGUUUGGCAAAGUUAUCCCUGGAAAUGGGAGGCUUGUGCUGGGCUCUAACAGCAAUGAAGUGAGCUCUCUAAAUGGGGACGUUUACAACUUCCGCCUCUGGAAUUUCACCAUGAAUGCUCAAACACUAGCCAACCUCAGCUGCGAUGUGAAAGGAAACAUUGUAGACUGGGAAAAUGAAUUCUGGAGUAUUCCAACUUCAGCACUGAAGGCAGAAAACAAUUUGAGUUGUGGCUCAUACCUAAUUCCUUCUUCUACAAUUGAACCAACAAGUUGUGCAAACCUAGGAAGCCUUUGUCAAGCUACUGUAAAUGCUACUACUCCUACACCACCCACUGUCACCACUAACAUGCCUGAUACUAAUAGAACCGAUAAGCCAAACAAUGGUGGGCUAUUCUACAGGAUAUCUAUAACUGUCUUUAGUUACAACUCCAACUCAGAAUCAAAAGUACAUGAUGUGGUUGCAGAAUGGCUAAACCAUACUUUCCAGAACUGGAAUUACACUGUAUAUGUGGUCAAUAUCAGCAUCCAACCUGGUACCAUAAAAGAGGCAGUAAGAGAAAAAAGAAGCAUCGAUAGUAAACGUUUUGAGGUUCUAGCCCUUCUGGUUUAUAAUGCUACCAACAACAUAAAUUUAGAAGAGCAAGACAUCCGACAAAAGCUCAUAAGUAAUAAUGAGUCCAUAGCAGAGGGAUAUAGGCUUCAUACAGUGGAAGUUGAUCCAGUGGAGAAAUGUUUAGCUGAAGAAAACCCUCCUAACUAUUUUUGGCCAGACACCAGACCAACAGUUACCAACUUUACAUUUUGCCAUGGGAGUUCAGUUCAGAUUGCAUCAAGAACCUGCUAUUUGGGUCUGCAGAAUUACACAUCAUACUGGGGCCAACCAGAUCUUAGAAAUUGCACAGAAAAUGCAGCUGAUAUUGCCAAUCAGCUUUUGAAUCUCACUGGUGAAGGGCAGCAGCUUACCUCAGACAAAGUAAACGAUGUUGUCCAGAAACUCAAAAAAAUUGUGAAUGAUGAAGAAAUUGAUGAAUCUCUGGGUUCUACUGUGGUGACAAUUUUUUCCAAUAUUCUGAACAGUUCAGACAGUGUAUUGGCAGCAUCAUCUUCAGAAGCUCUUAAAACUAUUGAUGCCUUGGCUUUAAAGAUCCAGUUCACAGGACCAUCCAUGAGUAUUUCAACACGCAAUCUUGCACUUGGAGUGUCUUCUGUAAAUUCAACUUCAUUCAAAGGUUCUUCUUUCAGUGUCAGUCCACAGAAUAAUGCAUCUGAUUUCCAGAUAGACUUUGACAAGGAUCAGACAAACGCCAUUGCUUCUGUCAUUCUGCCACCAAGUUUACUGAAGAAUUUAAGUCAAGAUGACAUUGAAGUUAUAUCAAGGGCUCAAUUUACUUUCUUCAAUAAAAAUGGUCUUUUUCAGGAUGCAGAAACUCCUGGAAACUUGACCAGUUUUGUGGUGGCAUGCAGUAUUGGAAACAUAACUAUUCGAGAUCUUCAGGAAUAUGUGAAGAUUACAAUUAAACAUACCAAAAUUCAAGAAGAUCCUAAGCCAACCUGUGUCUUCUGGGAUAUGGCCAAAAAUGGUGGCAAUGGUGGCUGGAACCCUAUGGGCUGCGAAGUGCAAGCAGACUCCAAUGAAAAUGAAACAGUUUGCUUAUGCAACCACCUCACACACUUUGGGGUACUCAUGGACCUUCAGGGAACCACUACAGAAAUAGACCCGCAGAAUACCAAGAUCCUCACUUUCAUCACUUACAUAGGCUGUGGGAUAUCUGCUAUAUUUUCAGCUGCAACUCUUCUGACAUACAUUGCAUUUGAGAAGCUAAGAAGAGAUUAUCCUUCCAAAAUCCUAAUGAAUUUGAGCACAGCUCUGCUCUUUCUGAACUUGACUUUCUUGCUUGAUGGUUGGAUUGCAUCGUUUGACAUAGAUGGCCUCUGCAUAGCCAUUGCUGUACUUUUACACUAUUUUCUUUUGGCCACCUUUACAUGGAUGGGACUAGAAGCCGUUCAUAUGUACAUCGCUCUAGUGAAAGUGUUCAACACCUACAUACGGAGAUACAUACUCAAGUUCUGCAUCAUUGGCUGGGGUUUGCCAGCUCUAGUGAUAGCAAUUGUUUUAGCGAGCACAAAUAAAAAUGCAAGUCACGUUUAUGGCAAAGAAUUGUAUGGCAGAGAUGCUACUGGGCAAGGAGACGACUUCUGUUGGAUCAAGAAUAAGGUUGUCUUUUAUGUGACUGGUGCCGGAUACUUUGGAAUCAUGUUUCUCUUGAAUGUUGCCAUGUUUGUAGUAGUGAUGGUGCAGAUCUGUGGGAGGAAUGGGAAAAGAACUAAUCGAACUCUAAAGGAAGAGAUCCUGAGGAAUCUCCGUAGUGUGGUCAGCCUGACCUUCCUCUUGGGCAUGACAUGGGGCUUUGCCUUUUUCGCCUGGGGUCCCUUGACUCUGCCCUUCUUAUACCUCUUUUCCAUUUUCAAUUCACUACAAGGUUUAUUUAUAUUUGUAUUCCACUGUGCAAUGAAAGAAAACGUGCAGAAACAAUGGAGGAGACAUCUAUGUUGCGGCAGAUUCCGACUGGCAGACAAUUCAGAUUGGAGCAAAACAGCAACAAAUAUCAUAAAGAAGAGUUCUGAUAAUCUUGGGAAAUCCCUAUCAUCUAGUUCCAUUGGCUCCAAUUCAACGUACUUAACAUCCAAAUCCAAAUCUACAACAAAUACAUACUGCAAACGAAGUAGCCAUACAGAGAAUAUUUUUGUUGACAAGUCAUCUUCAAAAUUUGCCCAAGAGGACGGAGAGCAGACAUCAAUCAUCCCUGUCCACCAGGUUAUUGACAAGGUCAAGGGAUACUGCAAUCCUCACUCUGAUAACUUUUAUAAAAAUAUCAUCAUGUCUGACACAUUCAGUCACAGCACAAAGUUUUAAAUGGACUUCUGAAUUCUUCAAACUAAAUGAAGCCAAAAAAUCUGCCCAGAAUGAAGAAUACUGAAUACCAUACAAUGUGAUCUGCCCAGUUAACUUUUCCAGUUUAUGUUACCUUAUAAACAGAUUCCACUUGUGGACCAAUUUCUCUACCUUAUUCCUAUUGUAGGAAAGGACAAUUUUCUGCCAUGAUAUUGAGCUGUUUUACAGAGUGUGCCCACCAACAUGGCACCAGGACAGCUAAUCAUAAUCCUGUGUAAAUAUUUUUUUUUAAGACAGAAGAAGAGCCAUAAGCAUAACUCCAAAUGAUACAGUCUGAACAGAAACAUAUCCUGACUCCUGGAGAAAAUAGCAGACGUCAUACAGACAAGCUCUUACCUAAUAGUAUACUUAUGUUCUAUUUCUUUUGAAAAACAUGAAUUUUCCUACAGCACUUGUUAGAUUCUCCUUAUUUUCUCCUUACUGACUGUCUGGUGCUUCCUGUUUUUUCAUUGUUUUUUUGUUUGGAUUUUUUUUUUUUUUUUUUUUUUUUUUGGUAAGUGAAUAAAACACUAAGACCAGUCUUAUAGGGAUUUUUAAAAAACAUUUCUUUACUGAAUAGACCUAGUUCUGUAAAUUCAGGCUACUCUGAAAACAAAUACAUAUAAACACUUUUACUACAUAGAUCUGCUGGGUGAGGAAGACCUGUAGGCUGUUAGUAAACCUUCUGCAAAUUUUAAGCCUAUGAGAUAUGUAUGGCAGCAUACAUCUGCAUUGGUGCAGAACAAGGUAAAUCCAAAGUUUACACAAAAUCAUUUUUCAAUGUUUAUUGAUCAGCAUGUAGGAAAAGCAGUAUCUCCCAUUGCAACUUUUAUUAUGCAAUGUUUGUACCAGUGUGUGCAGUCUUAUUUUUUGCUAAACAAAACAGAAAAAGCUAUACAUAAAUGUAUAAAUACAUAUUUAGAUUUCUUUCCACACAUACUUUUAUAAUAUGCACCCAGUCAAUAUUACAGAGGAAACAGUGUGUACUACAGACAAUCUAAGAAAGGCAAACAGUGGUAAACUUGAAUACGCUUAAUACUCUGUGAUCCCUUAGGUUCAUUUGCCAGUCUCUCUACUUCAGAUAUGCUGUAUGUAUAGGCAUCUCCAUCAGAUGGCUUUGCAACAUUAGCAUAACCUGAGUUACAUUUACCAGUAAUAAAUACAUGACAUCAUUCUGGGCACAUGACGCAGUCAGUAUCAGUAUCCCUCUCCUGCCCCUGCAUUGGCUGACUGGCUUGAAGUUGUUGGAGGCACAAAUUUUGAAGUGUUGAGGCAACAAGAAGGAAUUUUGGCAUUGCUGUACUGUGUACGUCAUUACACUGAUCUCACUAUAUGUGCAGACAACAGACAAGAGCAUAAAAUGCUUACUUGUUUUAAGGUAUAUAGAUUUGUGACAUGUUAGCUUGUGAACACGUCUGCCAAAAGUACAUGAAGCAUGUCUCACUCCUUGCCAGGUGUUGUAAAAGUUGUUAUUGCACAUGUCACAGAAAGAAUGGGCCAGAACUUCAAAGGUGUUCUCAAUUACUGAUUUCAGAGGAGAAUGUCUCCUAGUGGAAACUAACUUUCUUUCUUUCUUUCUUUCUUUCUUUCUUUCUUUCUUUCUUUCUUUCUUUCUUUCUUUCUUUCUUUCUUUCUUUCUUUCUUUCUUUCUUUCUUUCUUUCUUUCUUUCUUUCUUUCUUUCUUUCUUUCUUUCUUUCUUUCUUUCUUUCUUUCUUUCUUUCUUUCUUUCUUUCUUUCUUUCUUUCUUUCUUCUCUCUCUCUCUUUCUCUCUCUCUUUCUCUCUCUCUUUCUCUUUCUUUCUCUCUUUCUCUCUCUUUCUCUCUUUCUCUCUUUCUCUCUUUCUCUCUCUCUUCCUUCCUUCCUUCCUUCCUUCCUUCCUUCCUUCCUUCCUUCCUUCCUUCCUUCCUUCCUUCCUUCCUUCCUUCCUUCCUUCCUUCCUUCCUUCCUUCCUUCCUUCCUUCCUUCCUUCCUUCCUUUCUGUUUUUGUUUUUUUGUUUGAUUGUUUUAAUAUAUAUAUAUAUAUAAAGACUUCUUUUUACCAAUGUAUUUUUAGGCAAAUACUUAUUUAGCUGCAUUGGGAAAAUGACAGAAAGUCACUCUGUAAGAUGUUCUGUUGCUAAGCAGGUGAAUACUCAGCGAUUAGGGAUGUGAAUUUGUGCUUCUCUCUGCUCUUUGCACGCAUCUUUGUGUGCAGAGAUCUUUUAAUGCUGUGACCGCACAAAUGGAGUAUUUUCCCUGGCUGCAAACACCUUGCAGGAGGAGUAUGUCCUAACUGUAUUCUGUCCAGAAACACUGCUGUUGCUACACACACCUUAACAAAACCUCAGUCUCCUAACUGCAAACAUUUACUUACAUGGUGGUAUGAAUGAAAGUCGACCUUAUACACUUAACAUGUAAUUAUUAGUAAGGAUGAAUGUGUCAGAUAUCUUUGAAAGAGGAAAUUAUGUAGGAAGAGAUUAUGUACAAGCAUUUACUGAAUUUAUAUAUCAUCCCAUUUGCUUAACUACUGUAGGUAAUAGUGUUCACAUAUCAGCUUACUGUGAGAUUUCUACCUGAUUAAGGUGUUCAGAAGUGAAAAGAAGGAAAAUAAAACGUUCCUGAAAAAUAAAAAAUGAGGAAUAAUAAAAAACAAUGGAUUAGUAAAAUAUAAUAAGAAACCAAUAUCCUGACUGAACUCUAAUCUAACUAUCAGUUUAAUGUACAGCUACUAUAUUUUUUUUCUGAAAUAAGAUUUUCUCUUUUCUUUUACUACCAUGUAGUAAUCUUAAACUAUCUGUGUCAGUUAGAUGCUCUGGAAUGCUCCCAGUUCAAUGUAAAACUUCUACUUUGUAGUUGACAUACUGUAACCUCCCUUGUACAUAUUUAUUUAUUUGUGAGGUUAAAAAUGUCAAAUAUACUUAGCUCUGUUACAUCUGUUAUUGUUUAGCUUCUGCUUCACCAUAGAGAAAGAGUGAAAUAAUAAUUUCUUUUAUUUUUUUCCAAACAUUUUGUGAAAAAAUUACUGUAGUUCUGUAUGAGGAAACAUCAACAUAAUUUGUAAUACUAGUCAGUGGAAUAUAGUGUAACAGUUUUGAAGAUGGACUAAAGUGGAAAGAAACAUUUUCAAGUAAACAUUCUUGAUGUUAGUGUACCAAAUAAUUAAAGUUUUCUUUUAGUAAUGAAUGAUUGAAUUUUUUUCUUUUUUCUUUUUGUUUUCUUUUUUUUUAAUGUUUAAUGGCAAAAAUUACUCAGUGGAAUUCUGAAAAAUAAUCUUGUGUUUAUUAAACACGUGAGAUAGAUGCAUGUCUAGCCAAAAUGUGGAAAAUAAA
Lagopus muta (rock ptarmigan) is the source of this 7224-nucleotide messenger RNA. RefSeq names its product adhesion G protein-coupled receptor G6 (gene ADGRG6). Gene Ontology annotation, biological process: myelination in peripheral nervous system; adenylate cyclase-activating G protein-coupled receptor signaling pathway; cell surface receptor signaling pathway. The record is from RefSeq and is a predicted model, not a curated record. Lineage: Eukaryota; Metazoa; Chordata; Aves; Galliformes; Phasianidae. The transcript has 25 exons. The coding region runs from base 148 to 3897 and encodes 1249 amino acids. Gene Ontology annotation, molecular function: laminin binding; G protein-coupled receptor activity. Gene Ontology annotation, cellular component: membrane.